AAAUUAUGCUCAGGACCAGAGAACCAGGAGCAUCUUUGUUUUGACCGGGACAACAGGGCAGUUAUCUGAGUUUGACUACAUGACUAAUAGUUUCUGCUGUACAAUUUGCAACCAUGUCGUUAUUUAUUUUUAUUUUUUUCCAUUUUUGUUUUAACCUGGACUAUAUGAGUUUAUUUUGUGUUAGAUUUGGUUAUAGCAUGCUUGUAAUAAAUCAUUUUGACAGCAAGUCACAAAAAUCAACAUUUUGUAUAUGGACUACUCAAAAUUGUGCAUUUGUAUUUGUAAAAUAUCUAAUCAAGUCUAAUCAACAGUAGUGACUACCAGCAAAUUCAUCCAGGGAGGAGAACGGACAAUUGCUCUGACGGAUGAAUGACAGAGACGUGAUGUGUUACCGUUUUGGUAUUGUAUUGCAUUUUUAAAAUGUUGUGCUCAUUAAACUGUAUUUUUAAUUGGGGACAGUCAUUUUAUGUGAUGUGUUAUAACUGUGUUGACUCAAAUGUUGUAUUCGAUAUAUUAGUCUCGCUUAAAAAGUAAAUUAACUGUGUGGCCUGGUUAGGUACUGGGCUAUAACAAACAAGAUUCACUUGAUUCAAUUUCAUCUGGCUCUUCUAUGUUUUACAACAUAGCUGAUAUGCGGUUUGCAAUGUACUACGUAGAUUUCUACACUUUCUGAUAAUGGCAAAAGAUUUUAAAAAACGGAAAAAAGUGUUUGAGGCCAAUAAUCUGCUUUAAAAACAAAACAAAACAAAGAAACAAAAAAAUGAUUAUGUGCAAAGGAAGGUCGAGAGCUGUGGCACUUACAUGUAAAAGUGACACUUGGCUGUGUACCCAACUAAAAUACUGUUCUGUUUUUCUCCAUGAGGAUGAGGUUUCAUGCAAACAGCUGUAUUAUGAAACUUCCCGUUACCGCUCGCCUUUCGAGCUGCUUUAGUUUCAUUUUCAGGGAAACAGAAACCUAACGUGAGUUACGUCUGCUCCUACACAGAGAGCUCAGACACUGGCAGAAGCAGGCUAAGGCAGGAUGUUGAAGAUAUCAGGACAAAUCAGCUGCUGUGUUGCUCUCCUCCUGACCCUCUCCUCUGUGUCAGCUGUAAGACGAGCGCUCAAUUCAAUCAGUGACCUGAAGACGGUAGGCUUUGGCCAGUCUGUGCCUGAGUACAGCCUCCGCUUGCUCCACUGGUUUGCCAAUGAAAUUGACAUUAACAAUAACGAUGACAUCUUGCUGACCUUUGACCUAAACAGUGGUGCUUAUGGCUCACAUUAUUAUCGCAACAAUGAAGAGCUGUUAGACCCACUGCCGAGGGGAUACCAAUACUACACUGUUGGUAAUAUCUACCAAGAUGCAUCACUGGAACUUCCAGAUUAUGUCGCGGAGUCGGACAUUGAGGAAAGUAACAGGGUUCGCAUUAUAAUUAGAGUCAGGCAGCAGAAUGCAGCACGGAUAAUAGAUCAAGUCUAUAUCACACAGCAUUAUGAGCCAUAUGAAGAUCAAGGGACAGAUUAUGAUCCACAACAUACAUAUCCAGUCACCGUCUGCCUCCUAAGAGCAAUCAGAAAGUUUUCCUUGGACCGCAAUAACAUCAACUCAAUGAGGUCUCUCAGAGACCACUUUGGAAGCAGUGCUGAUGAUUCCCAGCUAUGGGACAUUAUGGAUAUCUGGGAUGACCUUGCUUGUCUUGGACUGUUUUUGUUUAUUGUGAUCCCAGAAAAGUGUUCCUCUCACAAACGCAACAGCAGACGUCAGCCAGCACCAAGAAGGAACACACAACCUGAUUUUGAGAGCAGGCAAAAUGUCACUUCUGGGAUGUCUGCAAAAGAUCAAGUGGAUCAUAGAAAUGGGAUAAAACUGAAGGUGACAACAGGCGAAAGUGGAAACGCCAGAAUUAUUUGGAGCAAUGUUCAUAGUGACCUUCUUAAACGAAAUGUGAUGGUGGCACUUUACCAGAAUAAUCAGGAAGAGAAAGCCCUGAUUUCUAUAUGUAUUGGGAACAUAGUGUCAGGUAGUUAUGACACAUCAGUACCCCUGAAUGAAGGCCUUCAGGUACGACUGCAUGAGGUUAGGACUCGAUUUUUCUUCUGGAUUUCAGUAGGAAAGGAGAUAGACAGAGGCAGUGAGUUUAAAAACCCCAAAGCUGUGAAUAUAACAGGUUACAAUGCUAACCUGCAACUCUUUGCAAAAGACGGCAAGGCUUGUGCUCGCUUAAUAGUGACAAAGUCUUUCCAUAACUGGAAGUCUGAAUUUAAAAACGCAUGGGUAGGUUUCUAUAGCUCUGAAAAUAAAGCCACAAAAAACUAUGAAUGGUGGCAAUGGCAAUGGGCAACAAAAUUCAAAGAAAACAAUUCUCAGGACAAUUAUAAUGUGUACGAGUACGAGUCAGACAUGACAAUUGCCGCAGGAGUGCAAGUACGCUUCAUACUGCAGCAUGAAAUAGAGAAAGCAAGAACCUCACCCUGGGCUGAAUGAAGAAAUUUACUCCUUUAAAUACUGAUUGAAUAAUGUUUUUUAAAAAGCCAAAAAAAGAAAGUAGAGACAAGUGUUAGCAGCAGAUUUUAAUUGCAGGUCAUUACCAGCCUCUUAAGAGUGAUCAGAAAGGUUUCUAGAGACCACUUUUGAAGAAACAAUCAUGAUUCCCUGCUAUGGGACAUUAUAAACAUAUGGUUGUUGUUUAUUGUUGUCAAGUGGCCUGGCCCUAUACUAUGAAGCAAACCCAGAGUAUCUUUCAAUUAGCUGGAUUCACUGGUGAUCAGGAUACAUAGUCAUACGAAGCUGAUUAUCAACUUGCCAAGUUAACUCCCAGCUUCUUUCACAUGAAAAGGGUGGUCUUAGCAUCUGACUGAUCUCAAAGGAGCAUUUCAUAGAUCAUAUACACAAAAUGAUCCCUAUGCAACCUAAACCAGACAUAUUAUCAAAUGGUAAUUAAAAGUCUGUAAACAUAGUAACAUUGAAAAAAUAAAUAAAUAAGUAUAAAUGUUUUUAUACUUCACAAAAAUGCUGCCAAAUCUUAUAAUACAGCAACUUGGACACAGAAAAAACACCAAGAAUACCUAUUCAACAAAUAAAACGAAAGUCACUUUGAUCUGCAGCCAAACUGAAGUCAUUUCAACAUCUCCUUUAUUAGCCUGUGGGACAGUAAGUUUUAAUGCUCAAAUGCAUCUAGUAUAAACAGCUGUAAUGUGCAUCCAUCACCUUAGAAAUAAUCAACAGCACAGAGCAUGCACUCAGCCAUAAAAUAAUUAACGUGAAUUAAAAUGUUUACUUUACCACUCACUGCACUAAGUCAUAAGAUUAAUGAUUUUCUCUCAUCCUUUUUGCAACAGUGUUGCAUUUUACAGUUUAUGUUCUUUGCAUAAUUUUGAUCAACAUUUUAUCAUCAUCUGAUAAGGUCUGUGAUAGCAAACUCAUAGGGAUCAUUUUGUGUGGAGGAAAAGUCAUAUGACCUAUGAAACACCCCUUUUAGAUUGGUGUUGGCAGCAUCUGACCAACCGUUUCAUGUGAACAUGCAGGGAAAACCCUGGAGUUAAUGAGUUAAUAACUAGCUUCGUGUGACUGUUUAUUCAAUUGCUGAUGUUAGAGUAAGUAAAUCCAAAUAACAGAAAGAUACCCUGGGUGUGUAGAACUUUCUUCAUAGUACGGGCCUCUGGAAAGCUACAACUCUAACCUAAAUAACCUAUCACAGGCUGCAACACAAGGAAACAACACGACUCUGAGAUAGCACCUUUGGAAUCAGGGCUUCUCCAACAUCUUAUUCUCAUUCUUCUGUUUCCCCCGCCUGUCAUAUGUGUGCAAGGACUAAUUUAACUAAAAUCAACAUCAGCACAUAGUUUAAAUCGAGCUUCUCUGUUAGAAUUGACUGUUACCGACUACAGAAUCCUUGAACAGUGUUACAUCAUUAUUCUUACUUGCUGUCUUGAUACACUCCUAGCAAGUUUUUACUUUUUUCAGCACCUUAGCUCCUGACCUUUUUUUCCUGGUAUUUCUUCUGUAUCAUUGAAGACUGCAUUUUUCAAACCCUCUUGAAAAAGAAAAAAGGACAAAUUCAGAUAGUGAGGCCAUUAGUAAUUAUUGGCCUAUUUCAAAUCUUCCAUUUAUUGGGAAGAUUACUGAGACUGAGUUUUUAAAUCAAAUUUCUACUAUGAAAUCUUCCAAUCAGGAUUUCAUCAAUGUCACAUCACAUAAACUGCUCUCAUUAAAAAGGUGUUCAAUGAUAUUUACUAUCAUUGUUUACCUGUUUUACACUAUAUUUACAUAUGUUUUUAAUCUGUGUUGUAUGUUUUUUAACAUUUUUAAAGUAAUUUUUACUCAUUAUACUUUUCUGUUCAUUCAUCAAGUCAUUUUACUACAUAUAUUCUCUUCAAAAAUAAAGUUAUUUUAAUCAGAUUUCGUAAAAUACUUUGAAUGACUGUUGAGUAAUCGCUGAUAUAUAAACAGAUUAGCACACUGCCUUGCCUUCAAACCAGUAAAUAACACAAAGAGGCACAACAUGCUCUAGAUAUCAACUAAACCAAGCUAUACCCGCCUCACUGUUCACCAAGAAAAGGCCACGACCACCAGCAGGAUGUGUAAUUAAACAUGGAAACAAAAAUCCAGCAGGAGUUGUUACAGAUGGCUGCAAAGCGUACAAUAUUUAACUUUACUUUGUGCUGUAUGGAUUUGCUUUCUAAAUCUUGCAUAGAAUGCUUGAAAUGAAAUGUUUGGGAUUUCUAAAUAUAUUUUUAGCAUUUGAACUACAUAAAUUGGUGCUUACUAUGUAUGAUGUAGUUGCGCCACAUAUUUGUAAGAAAAAAGGACAAUUGCUCUGAUCGAUGAAUCUCUCGUAUGUUGAAUAAACAUGUAUUUUCUAGAUGUUUUUUGUAUUUCUUCUGUCACCUUGAAAAGUGUGUGUUCAUUAAACCAUU
Molecule: messenger RNA, 4896 nt
Organism: Pelmatolapia mariae (spotted tilapia)
Lineage: Eukaryota; Metazoa; Chordata; Actinopteri; Cichliformes; Cichlidae
Exons: 2
Coding region: 1022-2464 (480 amino acids)
Source: RefSeq, a predicted model, not a curated record